AGGGUUUUUCUGUCGAAAAACGAACGCAAAUAGGUACGUCCAAAUCUGCGUAUUCGUGCGUGCUGCCCUCUGCGAGCGUUGCAAACCGGCAUUCGUACGACGACGGAGGAAUAGUGCACGACUGGACGAGGCAUCUGUGUCGGUUGAACAUUUGAAUUUUUUUCCGGUUCGUAAGUACGUCGUUCUGAAUCAUGAGUGCUGACGGCAAAGAUGUUGCAGUGGAGAAGGUUGCGGAAGCCGAUGCCGCGGAGCUGAAGGGGAAGCGAAAGGCUGAGGAAGCCGAGAAGGACACGAAGAAGCAAAAGAAGGCCGAGGAGAACGGUGAUGCCGAAGAUGACGAGAAGGUAGACGCCGAGGAUGAGGAGGAGGAGCCUGACGAUGAAGACGUCGCCGAGGAAGAAGAACUCGACGAGGACGCAGAGGGUGAGGAAGAAGAAAACGAAGGUGAUGACGGUGAAGAGGACGAGGACGACGCUUGAACAAGCUGCUAUGUUAUGGAAAUUCGUUUUCUCUCCGCGCCUUUUCGAUCUUUGGCGUCUGAUGUAACUGUCCUUGAGCUGGCACAUUGCGUUCGUAAAACAUCGCGCUGUCUGGUGACCUCGAUUUUCUCACGUUUCUCAGGCAUCCCGAUAAUUUUGUACGAGUUCAGUUUGUCUAUCGGUUUCUCACCCGUUAGUGUCUCCGCGCCGCGCUCAUCUAAGUCACUUCUGAUCUCCGAGCGCGGAUCGUGGAGACGGCGUGCGUGACCGUUUUCUGCUCGAAGCGCGUUGCAGGGCUGCGUGAUUCGUUUCGAGAUUGGCAAAUACAAAGCGUGUAAGGUUGAAAGUUGAUCGUUGUGCCCAGGGAAGAGGUCAUUUUCACAUCCUAGACACUUCAGUUCAGAUAGGUUGGAAAUGAUUAUUUGGUCCGCGAGGUGAUGUGGUUUUUUUGUGCGAAUGGGUUCGUUUUCCUUUCUUGCAUGUUGAUCGAGUUUUUUAUAACAAAAAAGUGAGGUGGGCAAAGCUGGAAAAUGUUGAGCUGUUUGAGCGAUGAAUCUUCUUCGUUCUUGUCUUCCUCUACUCAUUUCCCCAGA
Notodromas monacha is the source of this 1072-nucleotide messenger RNA. NCBI's taxonomy places the organism in Eukaryota, Metazoa, Arthropoda, Ostracoda, Podocopida, Cyprididae. The record is from the annotation of a GenBank genome assembly.